This is a messenger RNA of Acomys russatus (golden spiny mouse), 1027 nucleotides long. It is a transcript of the gene Prr32, whose product is annotated as proline rich 32. The record is from RefSeq and is a predicted model, not a curated record. The coding region runs from base 148 to 1002 and encodes 284 amino acids. NCBI's taxonomy places the organism in Eukaryota, Metazoa, Chordata, Mammalia, Rodentia, Muridae. The transcript is spliced from 2 exons.
UAAAGCAGUUGGUUCCUGCCUUCAUUCCAGUUGGCAAAUCUCUCUGAGACAGAAGCAAGACUCUCUUUUCCAGACCAGUCAGCUGGUGUGGGUGCUCAGCUGGUUUGCUCUACCACCUUAUGAAAGUGAUCUUGAUCCUGUUUCCACAUGGCGUGUCCUGAAAAUGGGCUUGGAAAGCACAGCCGUUCGUCCAUAAUGGUACCUACGGACAACAAUGGAAGCAGGGAGACACGCCACAAUGUGCAGCUCCAGUGUCUGAAUUCCAUGUUGAAGGAUGAUGAGGAUGACGCAGAGACCUGGGCUCGCCCUCGUGUCUCCUUGAGACGUCCCCUCACUGUGCCAAGAGCAGGAGCCGGCAUUCCUGAAAAUCCAAGAGCUCUGAGACACCCUUUUACACUAACACCUGCUACUGAUGAAGAGUCCCUAGCAACAGCAGAAGUAAACAGCUCAGAGGGCUUGGUGGGCCAGAGCCAGAAGGGACAUGAUUGUAUUAAUAUGUCUCGGGAAGUCUCUGGAAGUCCUAUAGCACUGACACUUAGAGGCCCAAGAGUUGGUAGUGGGAUUCUUGAGAGAAGUGGAAAUAACUCAAAACCAUAUAUUCCUGUGCCUAGAACCCAAGUGUUCUUUUCUCCAAGAGGCUCCCAGUCACGGGGCCCUCCUUAUGUCCCCACACUUAGAUCAGGGAUAAUGAUGGAGGUGACUCCGGGAAAUGCUGGAAUGGCAUACAGGGGCAACCUGGCUCGUGUUUCUUUCCCACUGGGAAGUCCAAGGUUCCCUAUGGAUAAUUGGCAGCAGAGACCUAGUCUCCCUUUGUCAACCAGUGUUCCUGGUUUACCAUGCUCUGCUGCUCAUUGCUUUCUGCCUCCGCAAGCUCCAACAUUCAAUCCAUUUCUGGUGACACCUACUGCUAUUGCUUCUUCCUUGGGAUUUGGUCCUCCACUGUUGCCUUAUUUUUUUCAUUAUAACACUCGAGGAAUGUACCCUCCUCCAUACUUAAACUAGAGAACUUGUAAGGAGAAAAGGGGAA